Molecule: messenger RNA, 2049 nt
Organism: Rhizoctonia solani
Lineage: Eukaryota; Fungi; Basidiomycota; Agaricomycetes; Cantharellales; Ceratobasidiaceae
Product: methyltransferase domain protein
Exons: 8
Coding region: 1-2049 (682 amino acids)
Source: RefSeq, a predicted model, not a curated record
AUGGACGCGCCAACCAGCUUUCUCCCACCUUUAAAGCGACUAGACGAAUGUCACGCUCCUCAAAUACAUCAAAUUCUCACUCGCCUGGUUACCAUAUACCUCCCCAAAGUACGUGGUACUGCUCUCAUCGACGAGGACCUGGAAUCACUCCAAGCUGAUGAUUUCGAACGCUCAUUUGCCAUCCGCUGGCUUACUGGCUUCAUCGCUCGUGGCGAAGAAUGGUCCGGAUUAUACACCGAAGGCGAAGACGAUCUUAACAGCGGGGCCCCAACCGCAAAUUCUGAUUCGUCAAUUGGCAGAUUUCAAACCGAGUUCCUGGAUGAUACCUAUCUUGCACGAACAACGGCCUAUGAUCGGGCGGCGGCUCUGCUUGGAGCAUGUGCUGGUAGCUCUGCAUCUGGUGCUAUUUCCCGGGAGUUCAAAUUUGCCCCUUCAUCGGCCUCGUCUGAGGGCCAUUUCAUUUCGGAAAAUGAAGGCUCUGAAUCGAACUUACCUCCUAUAACGAUAUCACUCCAAGACGAAUCCAUUUCAACUGGUGAUCAUACUGCUGUUGGUCUACAAACCUGGGGUUCUGCGUGUAUCCUGGCCGAACGUAUUACUCGUGACCCUAUAGCUUUUGGGUUGCCUGACUCAUUUAUGGACACCGGCUCUUUCUCAAAUGUACAAGGAGCAAGGAACGUGCCCUCGACGGCCAGCAUUGAUAGCUCGAACUUCACUAUUGUCGCAACCGAUUACCAUCCUGCGGUUCUGGAAAACCUUCGUGCUAACGUACAAAAUAAUUUCCCUAUCUCUAAUGUCGACCACAAACCAACGGUCGACGUGCAGCCCUUGGAUUGGUCUCUAUACCUAAACGGGAAACCCACCACUGAUCUCUCGCGCGCGCCAAGUACAGUGCCCACACCUGCGAUAGGCACACCAGUGGGUGGGGUUGAGCGAAAUGACAUUAAUGACAAGCCUUUGCCCUCAUUGCGUUCGGUUAUAUCACCUGAUACCCAGACAGCUUUAGCACCUGAGGCAACAGUGUUUCCUCCAAUUCAGACUCCUUUUACACCCUCGUUUUCGGUGGCAUCUUCUACAUCUACCCCAACAACUUCUCAUUCACCUCAAACACCUCAAACACCCCGUACAACACGUUCCCCACCUCCGAAUUUGGCCCGAGCUGUUUUUUCGCGAUUGAUUGCCCGCGGGCUCAAGUUUGAGAUGCCGGCCGGAGCGUCCGGGCUCGAUCAAAAUUCCGAGCUAUCGAAAAAACCAGAGGUAGACUCGCCAAAUAGCGAGGAGGAUUUCCCUACCCAAAGUCUUGACCUAAUCCCAAAUGGCGCCACUGCACUCGACCAGACGAUCGAGACCGAAGAGUUUCUCCCUGCCCAAAUCUCGAAUCCCUCGCUUCUUUUAGACGCCUCGAGAUCCGAGCUCCUUUGUCCAACUCUUUUGGGCCUAACGACCCAGGGCACUUCGAAGAUAGACUCUACCAGGACGAAUAUCCUUCCUCCGUGCCUUGACGAAACAGGAUCACUCCUUUGCUCGGAUAAUAGGGACGCCACAUUCAAUCCCAACGGAGAUCCUCAUCCGACUUCCUCACAUGCUCUGGGUUUUGAGCAGUCUGCCUCAAUUGGUGACCUUAACUUUAUGUCGAGAGACAAUAGGAAGCAAACAAGCUUUAUAGAGCCAGGCGCCUCUGCUGAACCACCCUUCGACCAACCUUUUGACAUUAUAUUCGGUGCAGAUGUUGUCUAUGAAAUCUCUCACAUAGCUCUCGUCAGAGGCGUUGUAGAGCGUUUGUUACGCAAGCCAUCCUACAGGCCUAGCUCCCCACCCGCAUACUUUCAUCUAAUUAUGCCACUUCGUCCCACACACGCAGACGAAGCAAAUAGCGUUGAUAUGGCGUUCCCACGAGCCGAGGAUGUGAGCCUCAAACACGGCAGCGAGGAGAUCCUUGCCAUAAUCAAAACUGAGACAUAUGCUCGAAGUGCUGGCGUCGGUCGUGCUGAUGAAGUUCAUAUGUACACUACUGCGUCGGGUGGAUCUAGGGAGUUCCCUCCCUCGUGA